Messenger RNA from Aedes albopictus (Asian tiger mosquito), 1474 nucleotides. RefSeq lists its product as uncharacterized. Lineage: Eukaryota; Metazoa; Arthropoda; Insecta; Diptera; Culicidae. The record is from RefSeq and is a predicted model, not a curated record. The transcript has 4 exons. The coding region runs from base 79 to 1437 and encodes 452 amino acids.
GAUUGUCGACCGCGAUCUUGACCAUCGAAUUAAUGGUAACAGUUGUGGAGCACACACUUCAACUCGUCUUACUUUCAUAUGCUAAUUUGGGUUGGCGUAGAUCAACUGUUCAAAUAUGUUUGCGUCUCUCGUGUGGACGUCAAUGGACGUCAAAGAACGAAAUAUAAGCCGCUGUGCGACGACUGCAACAAGUUUAUAGUUUCACAACAAACAAGACAAACGAUGGUUCAGCAUUCGCAGUUCGGCGGACUGCUCCUGGUGAUCGGAAUCCUGCUGAUCCCAUCCCUGGAAGCCAGUCCCUGGUUUUGGCCGUGGCAGAGCCGAAGUGCACCUUCAAUCAUCAACAUCUCCAUUGGAAACCGUGUCAACACUAACACUUCGGUCGAUGAAGGCACCUCCAUCCGGGACCUGACGUUCAACCUGUCCCGCUGGAAAGGUAAUCUGACCUUCGAGAAGAACGGUACCGAGAUAUUCAUAACCCGUGGCAACGGCGGAGUCACCAACAUCCACAUAGACUUCAGUUCCAACUCCGGGAAUCAACGAAGUUCUGCGAACAGAACAACCCCGUUGUCAAACGCAACGCAGCCGUCGACGAGUCGCAGGAAACGCGCCAUUUUCGGACUCCCUUCUCUGCCCUCCAUUCCGAUCCCGACACUCAACGGAACGCAAGCCUUCCUCGGCGGAAACUCCAUCCCUCUACCAACAGCAAUCACCAUUCCAGCGAUCAACGCUUCCACCCUCCUACAGCCAUGGCAGUUCCUGCAAACACUCAUCACCCGCCGUUUACCGAUGCAGCUGUUGGACACCGCCGUAUCGUUCCUCGCGCAGCUGUAUUCAUCCACUGCCAAGAGCAUGCUGGACACCGGAGUCAACACCCUGGGUGAAACCAUGGACACCUUGUCCAGCGUUGUCAACUCCACCCUGGACACCAUCGAGGACCAGGUUGCGUCCGGGAUUGCUGGCGUAGCGCAGUCCUUCAAGCAGCUCACCCGAGCCGGACAGAGCUGCGUUGGACAGGUUCCGGACGAUUCGGCCCGACCCGUUGUGACCAAGGCUACCGGAUGCGUCCGGGAUCGGUGGAACGAACUGGACGGGAUAGUGAAUCAGUUUUUGGUGGCGGUUAGCGAUACGGAGGAUGCCUACGGUGGAUGGUUGCGGGCGUUGGACGCGUGCAAUGCGAAGAACUUUGCCGGACUGAGCGAUACGACGGAGCUGGAUGCUCAGCAGCGGAGUUGUUACGUGCAGACUAUGGCCAAUUCGGUGGGGAAGAUGGUGGAUAUUCCAAUGCGUUGGGCGAGCUUGGCAGCGAGGGUUGGAACCGCUGUGAGUAGUUUCCAGCCUCAGGUAGGACUCUGUGUGGCCGGCGUUGGCGCGGAAGUGGCAUCCGUUUCCGCGAAUGUCGGAGUGCGAAUAGUGCUUUGUCAGAUUAUGCAAUGAGUUGGACAAUAAAUGGUAUGGUUGGUUUACCAUCCUG